Molecule: messenger RNA, 1010 nt
Organism: Zea mays
Lineage: Eukaryota; Viridiplantae; Streptophyta; Magnoliopsida; Poales; Poaceae
Product: MKI67 FHA domain-interacting nucleolar phosphoprotein-like
Molecular function (GO): RNA binding
Source: RefSeq, marked provisional
AAACCCUAACCCCUCCUUCGUUUGCCCAUCCUCGUGACGGCUCCUCGCCAGUCGCCUCGUCUCUCCCUGCCGCGUCGCCUCCAGUUCCGCCUCCGCCGCGCCUCCCGCCUCCGCCGCGCCUGACGAACGCAGUAUAGGACUGUGCAGGUAGAGAGGAGGAGGGUCCGGCGAGAUGGGGAUGCGAGAUAAGAAGCGGAACCAGAAGCGAGUGCUCGCGCGCCGUACCGCGGCACCGCGCCCAGGCGAGGGCAAGGAUUUCCUGCCGCUGGAAGGAGGCCCCGGUAAGAAGCAUCUGAAGGUGCAGCAGCCUGAAGAGCCCGAAAACACAGCCACAAUCGUCUACAUUGGGCAUAUCCCCCAUGGUUUCUACGAGGACGAGAUGAAAGGGUUCUUUAAGCAGUUUGGGGAUAUUAAGAGGCUUAGGAUCGCUCGUAACCGCAAGACAGGAAAGUCCAAGCACUAUGGAUUCAUUGAGUUUGAGAACCCUGCUGUGGCAAAGGUCGUAGCAGAUGAGAUGAAUAACUAUCUCUUGUUUGAGCGCACCUUGCAAGUUGCACUUGUUGAGCCAGAGAAAGUUCAUCCUAAAUUAUGGAAAGGGGUGCGAAGGGGAUUUAUACCUGUUGAUCGAGUAGCAAUUGAACGGAAGAGACACAACAAGGAUAAGACUGUAGCAGAGCACAAAAAGAUGGUUGAAGGAAUUGUAAAGCGGGAUGGAAAGCGUCGCAAAAGAAUCAAGGCAGCUGGUAUUGACUAUGAGUGUCCAGCUCUUAUAGGGAGCAUUCAACCAUCAGCGAAAAAGAUCAAGUUCGAUGAGGCAUAGUAUUUUAUUCUAAUGGGCUGUUGGAUCCUUAGUAGACGAGGCGGUGGAAUGGUUGAGCAAUAUAUUCACCUUUUGAGGAGACGGCAGACAACUAUGUAUUUCACUUUUGAAUUUCUCUAUGUUUUAUGAAUGACACCGACACAGAUGUUACAACUUAAGUAUGAAAAUGCAAUGGGCGAUGUGUUCUUAA